Tachysurus fulvidraco (yellow catfish) is the source of this 951-nucleotide messenger RNA. RefSeq names its product olfactory receptor 52J3-like. Gene Ontology annotation, cellular component: membrane. Lineage: Eukaryota; Metazoa; Chordata; Actinopteri; Siluriformes; Bagridae. Bases 1 to 951 code for a protein of 316 amino acids. The record is from RefSeq and is a predicted model, not a curated record. The transcript has a single exon. Gene Ontology annotation, molecular function: olfactory receptor activity; G protein-coupled receptor activity. Gene Ontology annotation, biological process: G protein-coupled receptor signaling pathway.
AUGGAGCUUCAAACUUGGAACAACACAUUUAGUUUCACUCUUCAAAUUGCUAAGUUUGAUGUCUCACCAGAAGCAGCUAAUUUUGUAUUUUUGGCUGGAUGUUUGAUAUAUAUUUUUGCUGUAUGUUGUAAUGUAACAAUUUUAGCAUUGAUUGUUACCCAGCAAAGUCUUCACAAACAAAUGUUUUACAUUUUGUUCAGCCUUCCUUUGACAGAUCUAAUAGGAAUCACUUGUGCCCUUCCAAGGGUGCUUGUGGAUAUUGUAGCUCAAACAAAUGUGGUCUAUUACCCCACAUGUGUCCUACAAGCCUUUUUGCUUCAUAUGUAUGGCGGUAGUGUACUUUUUAUCCUGGCAGCCAUGUCAUUUGAUCGCUACAUAGCGAUAUGCAAACCGCUCAGAUAUAAUUCGAUAAUGAAUCAUUAUACAGUUUGUGGAGUCAUAACUGCUGCUUGGGGCCUUGAUUUUGUCUUGAUUUUUGUGUUGUUUUCCUUACAGGCAAGAUUUCCAAAAUGUAAGGCAUUUAUUUUGAAUGUCUUUUGUGAUAAUUCAUCCUUGCUACAGCUUUCAUGUGAUGGUGAUUUUACUGUGAACAACAUCUAUGGGUUAGGAAUAACAGGACUGAUGCAGGCCAUUAGCGUGAGCAUUCAGGUAUUCUCUUAUGUACAAAUCCUUAAGGCCUGCAUUUAUCAUACACAACCUGAUGCCAGACUUAAAGCUUUAAACACAUGUUUAGCACAACUAAGUUCAUUUAUUAUGUUUGAAAUAGUUUCUAUUACUGCAAUACUUUCGUAUCGUUUUCAGAAUGUACACCCCAAUGCACGGAAGAUAUUUGGUAUGUUGACUUUCACAAUCCUUCCAAUUGUUAAUCCAAUUUUGUAUGGAGCCAAAACAAAAGACAUUAGAAAAGCGUUCUUCAUAGUUUUAAAAAAACAAAAGGUUAUGUUCACUUAA